Molecule: messenger RNA, 13995 nt
Organism: Malaya genurostris
Lineage: Eukaryota; Metazoa; Arthropoda; Insecta; Diptera; Culicidae
Exons: 8
Coding region: 2767-4476 (569 amino acids)
Source: RefSeq, a predicted model, not a curated record
AAACAUUAGUCGUAUUCCGGCAUUUCUUACGGUCGGUCGAAUCAUCAUCUCUCGAGGUAGCGCUUUCACGUGACUUCACCGACGGGCGGCGUGCGGUACUUCGCUUUCGCGUAAAUCGGCACGGCACGGCAUUCCAGCAUUUCCAAGCAAACCAAAACAUCACGAAUCAUUCGGACGGAGAUUGGUGGGACGACUUGUCGUCGUCACUGGCAGGAUUCACCAGAGGCAGGAGGAGCGACAUUCGGUAAAUAAAUAAUUGCCAUCGUGUGGAUAAAGCAAACGUGCUGAAGAAGAAGACUAACGGAGAGGAGACUUUUGCUGCGAAAUAAGAAAGGAAAAAAAAAAUAAUAACACACCAUCGUGCACAGUGUUAAAGCGGGCCCCGUCCUCGUCGAGGAGAUCCGGUCCGGUUCUACUCGGUUUAGAGUUAAACGUGUUUUUCCUGUCCCCGAGGCAUCGCGAACUCCAUCCAAGUGUGUUUAUCCAAGUAUUCCGUGCCUGAUCCUGCCCUGCCCUGCUCUGCCUUCCACGGGUUCGUCGGCAAACAAACACAACAUUCGGACUGAUAACACGGACACGGCUAGGAUGGCCCUAGACCUGUUACGUCCGUAGCCUUCCUGGUGGAUGCCUGGUGGUGUCUAUGGCAAAACUUUCCAAGAGUCAUCCCAUCGGGUAACGGGACACCCUCUUGGGGUCGGGGGAUGGAAACGGGUGGCGGACAGUUGUUGAAAAGUUUUCAGAUGUUUUUAUAUCAUUAUACUCAAUAGAAGCAGAAGAAGAAGAAGAGCUGCAUCUGCAGUCAGCUUGUGGAAACAAUAGAUAGACAGAGCACAGGGACAAAGUUCCAGCCGAAGCCGAAGGUUCAUUACGGAAAUUCAACAGUUGGUUUAGCAGUGAUAAGCUUUCGGUGGUUCUGGUAGUGAAUCGAAUCGGAAAAGGGAGCAACCCCACGAGAGACGUCACAACCAAUCGCGAGUGCGGAGGCUGAUUUCUACCGGAAAAUGUUAAAUUGGCAUGUUCCGUCGAAUUGUUGCGUGGGAUGAGCGCGAUGAUUAUGUUUUGAAUUUUAACGGCCGGAAGUGAACCGGGGAGAAGAAACUCCUUUCCGUCUAGGUGGUGCUGAAAAUAGCGCGGAAAAGUUGUCGAGUUCCGAAAGUGUAUCAAGUGCGUAUAGUAUUGCAUUUUUCAGUUAUUUUCCCAGCCUGAGCCAGACGUGAUUUGGAAAUAUUUUUAUUGCCGGCAUCAGCUGAAAAAAAAAAAUAAACAGCAAAGCAGAAAAGAAGUAGAAGGAAAAAAAAUCCUCGAGUGAACGUGAAGAAAUUUCGCUCUCGUCGGUGUGAUUUUGGUUUCUGUUUUUUUUUGUGUAUGAGCGCGAUUUUCGAGUUUGAAAUAUACGAGUGCAGAAAUUGAAUGUGGUUGAAGUGGUGUAUUAAUUUUUAGUUUCCCCUCCCGCGUUACCACCGUUGGUUGCAUUUCGGGUGUUCCGCGAGCGCUAAUAUGCGGCGUUGAGUUUGCAGUUUGCCGCGAACGAACCGUGAACCGCCAAGUUACGAAAAACCGGUUUCGUCUUGCCGGAGUCAAAGUCGGCGUGCAGCAGAUCAAGUGAGGUGAAAGAAGGAAAAAAAAAAUAUAUACAUCUAUCGACUCGGCAACGGGCUCGAAACUCCGUUGGGCAUCUCGGACGGGAGGGUAGAGAAAAGUGAGUGAGUGCAGGCCCCGGUCAGUGCUGGUGAAGAAAAAUAAAAUAAAAUGCAAUAGCGUGAAGAAAAGGAUAGAAAAUAGCACGUUUCGCCGACGACGGAACGACCCCAACCAGUGAACAUAAAUCUCGUAGGUGAGCCAAGCAGCAGCAAGGCAACCGACCAGAGUCAGCCUUAGAGAGUGGAGUUGGCCUUUCUCUUCCUCGUUCAAGGCAGGCAGCAAACCAAUUCUUAUUUUUUUUGCAUACGACACCAGCCAAGUCGACGACGACGACGUGAAACCCGUACGUGAUUUCUGCCGAAGAUUGCCAACCAAUCAAUUUACCAAGGCUCAAUCUAAACUGAACUCGUUUCAUCGAGACGAAGGUAAACAAAUUAUUGACAAAAAGGGGGAUUUCGCCAGUCCUACGUCAAUACAAGUCUAAAGAAAAUACAACCCAAUAACCAAUCGUGACCAACAUGUAACCAAACUAGAUACUGCAGCUAGCUCGAGAUCGCAUAUAUUUCGGUGUCACGUCGUGCAGAUCUUCAUCGCAAAUUGUUAGCCAGAAAGCCGGCUAACAGAAGCACAAAUCCAAGGACACCAGCCACCUUGUGACUAACUUUGGACACACAGAUUGCGAUACAACCGACUCAAAACGAUAAUUAAAAUGAUCGACAAUGUCGCGAGAAACUGAGAUGACUAUAACUUCGAAAGGCAUGUGCUUACGAAAGCCUCAUCAAAGAACGGAAAACACUUUUACCCAGCAGUGCUCAAUUCAGGCCCACCGUGCGUUGAUGUAACUGCAGCCGUCGCGUGUCCUCGGUGUUUCCAUGAAUCUAGCCUUCAUGUCGUUGCACCGUUUUCUCUGCUAAAGCCGAGAACCCAGAUAUCAGCCAGCACAGCAAAAAUAUGAUUGUAAAGUGAACGAAAUCAUAGAUAGCCGCGUCGUUGGAAUUAGUUCCGAAUUGGCCGCUCCUUCGGCACUCCCAGAAGCGUCGAGUGCGGUUGCAUUAGAGUGACAACCAUAACAGCAGAAAUCGAAAACGACUCCCAAAAAUAGCAACACAAAACCCGAACAAAGCAAUGCCCCACAGAAUGUCCCCGAAGACACGUGUGGUGUUCAAGUUCAUCUUCGGUCUCGGCAUCUGGUCCUUUCUGGUACUGGGCUUCUUCAAACUGAACGGCGAUCCGGUGACGCAGCACCAGUUCCAGCAGACGCCGAUCAACGGGCGGCUGCUGCUCAACAAGGACAACCGGUGGACGGGGAACGAGGCGACUUCCACGACCACCGAUCGGUACGCGUCCCCCGUCGGCGCCGGGGUUGACGAGGUCCUGGUGGAUAAUCGAGCCGUCAUCGACGACGAACAGCUGGUACGGGACGUGGAAUCUCGCAUCCCCUCGCUGCCGAUUGCCUACUGGAGCAAGCACAAGAAUGCCGUCCAGAAGAAGGCCUCCUGCGCCAAGUAUCCGUCGAUCUUCGAGCUGGAGUUCAACAACAUCUACUGGCAGACGUUGCGCAGUUCGAACGGAACGUUCCAACUGUUCGGUGCCUACUACGAUAUCCGAAAACGUUCGCGGAUCGGACCGGCCGUGCGAAUCCUGGGCAUGAUCGAUCGGAUCGAACCGAAGGUGAAGACCUUCUGUCAGCUGUGGUUCGACGGUCAGAAGGAACCGUUCAUCGUGAAGACGUUCGAGUACAAGUACAUCUGGUUCAACAAGUGGGGUAACUACAAACAGGGCAUCUAUCAGCCAUAUCUGAUCGCUUGCCAGAUACCGAAACCGUUCCGCGGGUUGGUACCGGCUUCGGUGUCACUGGUGGAGAAACAGUGCGACACGGCGACCAACAACCUACGGGUUUUGUACAAUCGGCCCUUGGACGAUAAAAAGAAGGGAUUUGCCGUUUGUGUAAAAGGAUUAGACUUUUUGUAUGACGAUUUAUCGGUUCGAUUGGUUGAGUGGAUCGAACUUUUAGGAAUUUUAGGAGCAGAUAAGAUAUUUUUCUAUGAACUUCAGGUACAUCCGAAUAUAUCCAAAGUACUGCGGUACUACGAGGAACAGGAGCGAGUUCACGUGACUCCGCUGACGUUGCCUGGAGGGCAGCCGAAUGUCCCGGGUUUUCAACAUCUGUUCCUCUCGAAGAAAACCACACACAAGCGGCAGAAUGAGUUGAUUCCGUACAAUGACUGCCUGUACAAGAACAUGUACAAAUACGAGUUCAUUGCGUUACUCGAUAUCGACGAAGUGAUAAUGCCCAAACUGGAGGAAGAUCGAACGUGGCACGACCUGAUGCAGCGAGUCGUGGAGAAGGGCAUGAAGCUGAAAAAUGACACCUAUCCGAGUUAUAAUGUGCGAAAUGUGUACUUCUUUGAUCAGGACCAGCACGAUCACGACUGGAUCAAGGACACACCGCGCUACAUGCAUAUGCUGCAGCACGUGCAGCGAGCCAAAAACUACACCAAACCCAAUCAGUACGUCAAGUGCUUCCACAAUCCGGAACGGGUGCUAACGCUGCACAAUCACUUCCCGAUUGCCUGUUUGGGUGGGGCUUGCCAUUCCUAUCCGGUCAGUACGGAUGACGCCCAGCUCCAGCACUACCGAGCCGAUUGUGUUCGUACGCUGAAAAAGAGCUGCGAAGAGUUCAAGGAGAAUCAGGUCCGUGAUACCACAAUAUGGAAGUACAAGGAUGAACUGAUUCAGCGCACCCGCCGCACGCUGGAUCUGCUGGGCUUCUUCCGGCCAUCGACGGCCGUCGGGGGCGUGGGUCGCGGGAAGGACUCCCUGUACAAGCGGUGAUUGUUGCAGAAGCUUAGGCAUAUGUUUAAUCUCUAGUUACGUUUGUUCAUUUAUUCGAUUGACCAACGGGGUCCGGGUUCCGGCAGGCCAUCUCCGAGCUAUCUUCCUAUCCCUACCGACGCCGCUCCCGAACCGGAACGGCAGUGCUGUGACCUGCGACGCCGGUGAAAGCGUCAUUAACCGCUCCACCCUCCCAAUUUCUGGUUCAAUCCGAAUAAAUGAACGAUCGAUUCGAAGUAUAGAUGGAAGCACAAUGCUAUUGUCGUAGCGUCAUGGCGUGUGCAGACUAAUUCCCAUUAUGUAUUAGAACUAUUGCAAUCAAAUCUACUACUACUACUACUUAGACAAGUCAACAAACACAUACAUAUAGCAGGAAUCGAUUCAAAAUCAAUGUUUUUCUUCUCUCAUCGGGUAAACCGCUAAAACACGGAGCUGUGUGAUUUCUUAUUAACUACUGUAAGCUAGCUACUGUUAACCACUACUACCAUAUUUUACACUUACUCUACGGUAAGUGAGCGAAAAGUCCAAGGCAAAACAAACAAAAAAAAAAGAAUGUUGGACAUGUUUGUAUCAGAUAACAGACCAUUUAUUAUGAUUAGCCAGUGUGCCUUUUGUUAGCUGCUACUAUAUGUCUCUUCCUGUGGGAUCUGUUGAGCAAUUUUCCGAGUGGCUUUCCGGUUGAUCAAUUAAGUCGGUUAUAGACCGAUUGUAUUGUUUGUAAAUAUGAGUUAACUUCGGUGCCGAAUUUGUUUGAUAUCAUGUUAUUUUUUUCGAUUAUUCACCUUCACAAAACUUUUUCAAAAACACUGCGCGAAACAGUCAAAUUCGACUCAUUCACGAAGAAAAACUGUUUCUGGUAUCAACCUAGUUAAAAGUCGAUCAAUUUUUUUGCGGAUAUAACACCAGCAGAACGCUUGGAAAAAUUGACCAAGUAUUUCGUAAACCUGAUACGCAAAAAAACCGAAUGUAGAACUUAAAGCACAAUAAAACGGUUCCCAUGCAGAGCCGUAGUGAAAAUUUCUGGCGCCCGAGACUAACUCUAGAUAUUUUAUUUUUGAUAAGUUUUUUAGACCAUGCAAAAGGUUUUAUGAAAGCUUCAAAAACGACCCAAAAACUAUUAUAUUACUUGUAAAAAGAGAAAUUGAAUAUAGCUGUCAUCAGCGAUGCCAGAUCGUGCGCACUGAAUUUCCGUAUUCCAUCUUGUGUCGAAGUGGUGGCAGAGGAGAAAAAAUAUGUAUAAAUCCGUAUAACUUAUUUUACAUCUGUUUUUUUUUUUUUGGUUUUUCAACAAAUUUUUGAAUUUAUUUAUCACGAAAAAAUUACAGGUUUGUGUACGAUACACGACCGAUCAUGAUGACAUUAGAAUGCAAUUUUCCAACUUUCCCAUUAACAGAUUUAAAUUUGAAAAAUGUGGAACAACCAGUUAAGGCAUUUUGCCUAGUUUACAAAAAAAAAGUAACAAGGUUUCCUAUCUACUAUUCAUUAUUUCUACGAUUUGGUCUCAAUUUUUCAUUUAUUUGUUUCCUGGAUAUAAUUAGAUCAAUUUUUUGGCAGUUUUCAUUGUUGAAGCGCAGCAUUAUAUUAACAGGAUCAUUUUUAGCAUAAUUUGUCUUAUAUUUUUUUCCGAGAAUAUUUGACGACUUCUAAGAGGCGGCCAGGAGCAUAAAAUGUUAGUUGUGAAAACAAUAUUUCCGUACUUGUUGAAAAACAAUGUCGUUUAUAAUAAAGCAUUGCAGCUUUGCGGCGUUCUUCGAGUGUUUGUAAGUUUAUAAGCAUACAACGCGCCUUAUAUGAUGGAAAAGGAAAUGUAGUCCAGUUUAGUUUACGAAACGCAUACGGUAGAAAUUGUUUUUGAACUGAUUCGAUGCGUUCUACGUGUACGGAGGUACAUGGGUUCCAUACUAUGCUGCAGUAUUCCCAAAUUGGCAUGACAUAAGUUGUAUAUAAUAAUUUUAUUGUGUAAGAGUCCUGAAAUUUAUGACUGAAACGUUUAAUGAAGCCUAACAUACUAUUUGCUUUAUUGACAAAUGUAUUAAAAUUCACGAAAGUAAGUUUUGAGUAUAAAAUUACGCCUAGGCCUCUAAUAAUUUCAUAUUUUUCUACUGAUUGGUUUCGUAAAUAUAUAUCAAUAAAAGGAGACAUGGUUUUCUACAAAAUGAUAUUGAACUAAAGCUGAGAAUUUUAGGAAGUUAGAAUCUUCAGUUACUAAUAUAUCAUCAUCAAUGGCACAUUUUUUAUGAAAAAGAAGUAUCUAUGAUUAUUUUUAUAACACAACUUUGAAUGGAAUCCAUUAGCAAGCCAUCGUUUCGCUAGAAAUUUGAGUUUCCCGUAUACGGACGACCCCAUCGACAAAUCAAUUCAUUUUCAAGUUACAAUAUUCACGUAAUGCUUUCAAAUCAAGUUAAACGUGACAAAUCCAUCAACAAAUCACCGAAAUACAAGCGCUAUAAAUUGGCUGCUAGUUACUGGAGAAUCAACAGCUGAUCGGUAUUCAAUAUGCUCAAGCGAACAUGCUAUGCAGCAGACGGAAAAUGGCAUCCAUACACCGCGUAAAUGUGUCUAUCCAGCGAGCGAAUGGGUGUAACUCUGUUUUGUCACCCAUUCACUAGACAAGCUACAUGUUUCGCUCGCACGCAGACAGUCUAAACACAAACACAGACAGACUAAAGGAUGACAUCAUUAUGGCAUGCUGUGAUUGGCUUGUGAAAACAUAGGUCAAUUCAAAUUAAUUUUUCAAUAGUACUAUUAGCUACUGAAAAGUCAUGUUGAAGUUAAAUGUUUCCGUAUCGAUUGGUUGUUAAAUUAUAUCAAUCUCGAAACAAAUGACUGAGUUAUUAUCGUUCAAAUUUAUGACAUAUACUACAAACUUUAGGGGCAUUCUGUAAGUUCAAGAGUUACUUAGUUCUGCUUAGUUCAACUUGCGCAUGUUUUCAAUUAUUUAACCCAGUGAAAGUCGAUUUUUCAGAAGAAGAAUUUUUCGAGACGACACUAGAUCUCUACGUUUCAGCCAAUUCUAAGUGAUUUUUCAAGAUCGAAAAUUUUCAAACUUUAACCACCGGGCGGCACCGUUCACUCAUAUCCGAUUCAGUUCAAAUUUUGCAUGGGUAUCUUUUUAGGUGCUUUAACUUUUGAGCGCUGUCGAUUUACGAAAUUAAAUAGCAUGAAACACUACAAGGAAUAGUUCGUUGGGUUGCUCGAACUGUUGACGUAGGACUACACAACUAUUGUCAAAAUCACGGUUGGUUUCUGUUUUCAACAUUUAGGAAGCAGUUAUCUUUUGUGUUCCUCAUAUCCUCAAUAGUAUAGCGAUGAAAUGUACUUUCGAUAUUAUUGCAGAAUCUUUCAUUUCCUGAAAAGUACCGUUAGUUUGUUUAUGUUAGUGAUGAGGGGUGUUGUGUCAACAUAUUUCAAUUAAGAACGAAAUGCUAGUCAUGCAAUGAUUCUGAACGUUGAGAAUCGGUUGCGAAGUCUGUUGAAACAGAAAAGCCAAAUUUCUCAAAAGGAAUAUGCCAAGACUUUGUUUUGCCUUUUACGGACAAGUCUAUUUAACUUCGAUGUAUAAUGUCACCCCUGAAAAAUAAUCAUCCAAAUCACUCAAUGAUCGAGGUCGUUCAGCAUCUCGAAUGGGAAAAAUCAGCAGAACUCCGACAAAAAUCAUUGUUUCUCGAGCAUGGCGAACGGCGCAUAAAAAUCCACAGAAGGCUGAUGAUCAUGAAAUCCUUUUCCACGGCAUAAACGAACCGCACAUAAUACAACACUAAUUUCGAUUGUGUAAAGAAAAAAAAAAGCCUUGGUAUUACAUUCCUGUAGCGGAAUUUGACCUUCUGUUUCAACAGACUUCGCAGCCGAUUCAGAGUGUACAGAACCAUUGCAUGGCUGGUGCUACGAUUCUACUGACACUACGAAUCCUUCCAGGUCGGGGCUCGAACAUACAACUGGUUUGUAAGACCAGCGCCCUAUGCAUUGAACCGCCAACCCGGGACUUUGUGUGUAAAGAAGCUCAGUUCAAAUAAAGCUGUGAGUACGCCUUGUUCAAAAUGGAAAAUUGUACAUUGUUCGUUACGUAUUACAGUUUCGACCACCAUAAUCCAUUUCAAAUAUAUAGUUUUUUUUUUCUAUUUGAAUCUAUGUGACCCGACCACUUUUUGCACGUUUUUUUCUUCGUAUUUUGAAUUCGCAUUCUUAUACAAUAUUCAAAGAGUAGUCCUACGUCAAAACGUGCGAUAUCAGUGCAGUGAAUUUGAAUAGACUUGGAUCUCCAAAUAGCCAAUUCUCGGAAAUGGUAAUGAAGGGGAUUUCCCGGUGGCUUUCAGAAAAUCUAAUUUUUCCUCUUCAAAAGAUUCGCAGGUUUACUCUGUGCGAAUUAGAUCUUUGGAAGAUCCAAUCGUACAUACACAAUCGAGAAUCUCAAUCGCCUCACCCUCAGUACGGCACUGAGUGUAUGAUAGAUUCAUCUCGGAAUGUGUUUGCAAUAGAAUAUUAGGAGACAAUUUACAAUUCCAGAUAGAUAGCCAUUGUGACACAACGCAAAAGCAGUUUUCUCCGGUGUCGUUGAACGAAAAUUCAAGUUUCGUUCAUAUUCCUAAACAAAAUCACGUUUAUCUUCUAGCGAUAGCGGAAAGAACUGUUUUUGAGUCAUUCAACAAUGGCGGUGGAAAUCAAUUGUAACUUUAACUAUUCGGUGGAUCAUUAAAUUCGGAAUCAAUUUCUUACAAAUAUAUUCCAGAAGCAGAACAUUAACAACCAAGUUUAACGAGUUAGUUCGUGCACUGAACACUGUAUUGAGAUUCAGUGCCGCUAGGUCAUGUUCAAAAAAUUGUGUCAGGCUUAAAAAUGUAUCCUGUACCUCAUCUGUACUUUAUUUGAACCAGAAAAUUGUGACCGGGGUCAUUGAAGUGAGCAAUAAAAAAAAUACCACAAUUCACCAUUUCUACACAAGCCAAAACCAAAAAAUCGGUUUUUAUCUGUAUGAAUAAUGAAUAAUCGGUAUUUUAAAGAUUACAAUAUCCCAUACAUCCAAAAAUUUUGGAUCCGUAAUCCUGAACCAGUAGACUCAGUAAUAGUGUAAUUUUUUGACCCUUCAAAAGGCGUCGACAAGCUCCGGCAGAAUGCCAUGGAAACUACACAAGUUAGCAGAGAUGCCAGGUCUGCUGAUUUGUGUGCAAAUCUGCAGAUUUCUUAAAUAGUGCUGCAGACAUUGUUUGUUGCAGACUUUUUUUUUUUUGCUCACCGAGUCAGAUUAGCGUAUCAUACCCUGAAGCCUGCAGACAUUUUUUCGGAUUGACUGACUUUUGCAAUCCUGUUCGAAGAUAUUGGAUAUUUUUACCGGGCAGAAAGAAAGUAAACAUAUGUAUACAUCCAGCACAAAAUGAUCUGUUGCUUCCAUUGACUUUAAUGUUGGGAAGAGACAAUAACAAACCAAAUAAAUUCUAUCCAAUAAUUGAAAGUAAUUUUUACUUGAUAUUUUUCCGAACAUGAACAUACAUUGUCCUAGUUACAACGCAUGUAGUGAUCAGAUGCUUGUUGUUUUGCUUCAAAUAAUGAUUGAACUGUAGCUGAUAGUGAACGGAGUUCUCAUCGAGGGUUCCUAUUAGGUUUUGCACGAACAUGACAUAACCUCACAAAAAUGAACAGAAUGAACUUUUUUUGACAGCCGCGUGUUUGUUUACAGCUUAAAAGUUCAUUAGACGUUCAUCGUUUGAAUUUAAAAAUUGCAAGUCGCCUCACACUAAACAGAUUUAUACAAAUAUCGCUCCUUGAUGCUGGAAACGUAUACAAAGCAAUCUUUUUAGUUCUUUUCACUGUGAAAAACGUUUUUAACAGGCUUUUUUUUGUCAUUUUUCAAUUUUUAUAUUGGCAGUCGCAAAACAAAACAAACACAUGGCAGCUGUCAAAGAUGAUCAUGAUUCAUCGGCAGUUCAUUUGUGUCGUCAUCGUGUAAAACCUAAUUAGGUUUUGCACGAACAUGACAUAUCCUCACAAAAAUGAACAGAAUGAACUUUUUUUGACAGCCGCGUGUUUGUUUACAGCUUAAAAGUUCAUUAGACGUUCAUCGUUUGAAUUUAAAAAUUGCAAGUCGCCUCACACUAAACAGAUUUAUACAAAUAUCGCUCCUUGAUGCUGGAAACGCAUACAGGGCAAUCUUUUUAGUUCUUUUCACUGUGGAAAACGUUUUUAACAGGCUUUUUUUUGUCAUUUUUCAAUUUUCAUAUUGGCAGUCGCAAAACAAAACAAACACAUGGCAGCUGUCAAAGAUGAUCAUGAUUCAUCGGCAGUUCGUUUGUGUCGUCAUCGUGUAAAACCUAAUUAGGUUUUGCACGAACAUGACAUAACCUCACAAAAAUGAACAGAAUGAACUUUUUUUGACAGCCGCGUGUUUGUUUACAGCUUAAAAGUUCAUUAGACGUUCAUCGUUUGAAUUUAAAAAUUGCAAGUCGCCUCACACUAAACAGAUUUAUACAAAUAUCGCUCCUUGAUGCUGGAAACGUAUACAAAGCAAUCUUUUUAGUUCUUUUCACUGUGAAAAACGUUUUUAACAGGCUUUUUUUUGUCAUUUUUCAAUUUUUAUAUUGACAGUCGCAAAACAAAACAAACACAUGGCAGCUGUCAAAGCUGAACUUGAUUCAUCGGCAGUUCAUUUGUGUCGUCAUCGUGUAAAACCUAAUUCAAAUGAUACGUGAGAAAUCGCAAAGUUUAUUUUUGGUAAUUCUUUAUAGAAAUACCGGUAUAAAUACUGGUGAAUCGGCAUAUCUGCCAACGUUGAUUAGAUUGCUAAGAACCAGAUCCUAUAUUCUCUUUGACUUCUUCAAAAGAUCGCAGCUUCUAGCAAGAAAGCCUCUUUUUGUUUACUUCCACUCAGUGCGUUAAAAUUUCAUUUUCUAUCGAAUGAUAUCAGAUGAAAAUGAAAUUUAUGGCCACUGACCGUCAGCAUAUCGAUACAAAUUCGUAUGACUUUUGUCUCCAUUUUCAAGUGAAGCCAUUUUCAGUUGAAUAAUCGUACCUAGUAAUUUGAAGUUUUGCUUGCUCAGUUUCAAGUACCAAGUAGUCAAGCUGCUUCAUUGUCUUCGCUCUUGGUAGUGAGCAAGUUCGAAUGAAUAGAAUUAUAAAUGGAGUAAAGUAUAGAAAAUGAGAAAACUAUUAAUUUAUGUGUAUUCUGUAAUUGAUAUUUCAGCUACCUGGUUUGUCUUUCAUCUAUUAUCUUGAACCAAUUCGAAUGUUUACAUAAACCUCAUUUGAAAGCCGCUCUAACACUAUUGAAAUAGAUAUUUUGUUACUUCAAGAGAUCAAUUGACGGUGGUUAGACUGAGCUUUGAUUUGAAGAUAAUCGAUUGACGAACUGAAUGCUGCCCGUUCGGUACGUCAGCGAACGUUGUGUGUGACAGAGUGUGAAAUUUACUGCUGUAGAGAGAUCGUCAGUGUGUUUCACAUUCGGUUUCAAUUGAAUUGAGUGAAGUUUUACUGCACUGCUUCCAUUGUCGAUUGUUGUGACGCGCUUAUUAGGAUUACCACAUGUUCAAGGUACAGUUUUAAGUAAAUAAAGAAAGUUAUCAAUGAAAAAACAACUUUUGGAAGCGAUAUUCUGAAAAAGUCGUCAAGAAAUAUUCUCACUCCCAGUGAAUUUGGUCGAGCCGCAUCGUAGCCCGAUUAUCCGCCCGGUAUAGGACCGUCAUCGUCACCUCCAAACGCAGCGCCAGCGUGCUAAAAAAGCUAUCACUAACGAACGAGACACAACGUUAUCGUCAAUUUUAUUCGAAACUAGGAAUAAAGGAUUUCACAAAUUAUUCGAUUAUUCAAGUAAAAAUUAUUCGAUUCGAUUAUUCGAGUAAAAUUGGUAAACUAAUCGAUUUAAUUUUUAAUCGAUCACUCGAUAAUUUAUUAAUUAGUUUAAAAAUCAAAAAUUAGUUUCAAACGAAACUAUUGAAUAUUAUUCGAUUACCUGGGUUAUUAUUCGUUUACUCCAUCAAUCGAGUGAUAUUCCGAAAUCCCUAUUCGAAACGCAAUCAUGAGUUUCGAACAGGAUUCCACCGAAGCUCAAAAUUACUAGGUCUUGUUUUUUUUUCAAAGCAUGCUAUUCCAAUAUCGCUUAAAAUGAACAAACAAAUUCACAUUCGAUUUUUGCGUCAAUCGAAAACCCCCAAACGGAAAAUUGUUCAACAGAUCUCCAAAGCACCAAUUUGUUAAAACUCGCAGAGUUCACCUACUCUCAAACCGUUGCUAAUCAAGUUCACGUUCAUUAUCGCAUAGAUUUACUACACUUCCUAGCCCUACUGUUAAAUUCUGUAGAAGUAGAAUGCAAUUGUAUAGUCAUAUAGCUUUAGCAAGAUGAUGUUCGUUUUCGGUACCUACAUUUAAAUCCAACGCAAGAGAACUGCUGCUCAUCAUAGACUAUCAGACUCCGACAAUCGAGCGGGUCCUACAGCGGUGCGGGCAAAGCUCGCCGCCGGAGCGUCAGUGAAACGCCUGCUACGAUCAAAGCAUGUAUACAAUUAUAGCAGCCAAGCUACCAACUGUCAAAUCAUACACAGUAUAUUAAAUUGCACCUACCAGAGCGCAUCACGGAAACAGGCAUCAGCCUUUAGUCAUACACAAAUACGUCAUAAUAAAUAUAGGACGAAAUCGAACAAUUAGAUGAAAAUAAAAUGCUUACCGUUAGUGGUUAUUUUAUUGCUGUAAAAAUCUCUCCGCCUAGGCGCAUAGUUUAAUCAGAUUUAGGGUAGCAAUCUUUGUUGAAAAUUGAAAAUUGAUAACACAAAACACGUACGGUGAAACUUUAGCUAGGAUGUUCCAAUGUAACAAUCGUAUUCUGUAUAUAUUGAAGACUGAAUUUGAACUGUACCAACCUAUGAAGAGAGCGAGAGAGAGAUAGAGAGAGAAAAAAGAGGAAACGGAAACCUAUUGUCUAAGUAAAAGUUGUGAACGUGAUCCCUGAGCUGAUGAAUCUGUAGUUUGUAGUAGCUGUAAAGUAAUUUAUUUCCACUGUUUUAACCCUGGGGUCACAACGGAGAGCAAAAGGUGUCUCUAGAGAAGUCAGCGAAACUCGACACCAGAAUGUUUCGAAAAUCCACCGCGAAUUGACACACCAUUUCGAGAGAUCUGAUCGAAUUCACGGUCAAUUCGAUUACACGGUAUCGAACCCAUCCUGAUUAAGUUUAGCUUUCAAGCCACUGAAACCUAUGCACUUAAUUCGUUCCGGUUCGGUCGGACUAAACGCAUUUUGCAAUGCCUACUCAUUUCAUGUACCAGUUGUCGCCUUUCCUGUCAUGUCACAAUUAAUGCAAUAUCAGUUUUACUUUGCUAUAACGCAGGCACAGUGAAUAGAACAAAAAAAUAUAUAUAUUUAAUUGAGAUUUCUUUUAAAUCACAAUCGAAACAGGCAAACUGGUAAACGGUUCUGUUUGGUAGGUAACACAUUGGAAAAACGAAAAAAAAACAAAUAACUGCGGAAUAUGAAUAAACAGGUUCAAGAAUUGUGAACGUAGAACGAAUGCGAAAUAAAGUCAUAUAUUGCGAAAAAUGUAA